ACGCUCACGGAGUGCGGCUGAAGCGGCGCGGGCUGUCUCUAGUGUUUAGAGCGGCUGUCUGAACGCGCGGUUUGAUUCGUUCUGCCUGGUUGACGCUCCAGCAGAUGACCAGACAUGGCGGGUCUUAGUGCUAUGGAAAAGAAGUUGGCGGAGUACAAAUGUAACACAAAUGAAGCGAUCAAACUAAAGUUAGUGCGAUUUCAAGAAGAUAUAGAAGAUGAGAGUAUGACUUUCAACCCAGAAUAUAGCCACCAGCUUUUUGGAGAUGAUGAGGUAGCGUUUGGAUACAAAGGUUUGCAGAUACAGUUGUACUACAGUGCUGGGAGCCUCUCGACCAUGUUCCGUGUCCUAUACAAAUCUAAAGUGAACGAUAAGUUUGAUUCUGUACAGGCGGAUGAUGUUGAAAGCAAAAUCCGUGAAAUAAUCCCUGCAGGGUUUUGUACUGGCACAGACGAUUUUGUAUCUUUCCUGGAAAAAGAAGUCAAUUUUAAGCCCUUUGGAACAAUAUUACAUACAUAUACUGUACACAAUGAAGAGGCAGGCGAAGAAUUUACAUAUCAAAUAACCAAGGCUGACAUAACAUGUCCUGGCUUCAAAGAGUACCAUGAGAGGCUCCAGACAUUUUUGAUGUGGUUUAUUGAAACGGCCAGCUAUAUUGAUGUGGAUGACGAUCGAUGGGACUACUUUCUAGUAUUUGAGAAAUAUAAUAAGGAUGGAGCAACGCUCUUCGCGACCGUAGGCUACAUGACAGUCUAUAAUUACUAUGUGUACCCAGACAAAACCCGGCCACGUGUAAGCCAAAUGCUGAUUUUGCCACCAUUUCAAGGUGAAGGGCAUGGAGCCCAGCUUUUGGAAACGGUUCAUAGAUAUUACAUAUCAUCUCCAAAUAUAUUGGAUAUGACAGCUGAAGAUCCGUCAGAAAGCUUUGUCCGUCUUCGAGACUAUGUCCUUGUUAAACUCUGUCAAGAUUUGCCGUGUUUUUCUGCUGAAAAACUCCAUCUCGGGUUCAGUAAAGAGAUGGUGACAGAAACUCAACAGAAACUCAAGAUAAAUAAGCAACAUGCAAGACGAGUAUAUGAAAUUCUUCGACUCCGUGCAACAGACCUGACUGAUCCUGAGAAAGCGAAGGCAUACAGAUUGGAUAUCAAGAAAAGGCUUGUUGGUCCAUACAAGAAAAACCAAAGGGAGCUGGCCAAGAUGAGGAGAUGUCUCCAACCAGAAGAACUAACCAACCAGAUGAACCAAAUAGAUCUAAAUACUCAGCAUGAGCACCUUGAGGAGAGCUAUCAACAGCUUAUAGCCGAGUACAGACGGACUGUGGAAAGGAUUGCCCAGGCAUGAAGCACCCACACAAUCUGUACAUAGUUUCUGAGCUCUGUCUAGAGUUAAGCCUUCAAGUUCUGAUUUCCCUGUUUUGUCACAAAAAUUGAGGUUACUGCUGUUACUAUUGUGUGAACUCUCUGACACCGCAAGCGCUUGGAACAUUCCAACAUCAAUCUGUUUGGAAAACCUACAAUAAGAGAUAUCUUCUUUUUGUCUUAGAGUGAAUUAACAACCUGAUUAAACAACUCACUUGGCACCCAGAUUGCCUCCCAGCUUCACUUAAAGUAACAUUGUUAUAAAGUAUUAUCAGGCCCAUUGCUAUGUUUAUCUUGUAGUCAAUGACCACUUUAAUAUCAGAAUGGUCGGUAUUAUGCUACAGGAUAUUAUAGAAAAUAUACUACACUAUACACUGUAGAAUAUAACGGUAUAUCACAUACAACAUACUACAGCAUAUAGUAUAGUAUCACACGCAAAUAACAUAAGGGGUGAGUCUAUGCUCGGGAGAUAAAGUAUAUCUGGCUUAUUAUGUGAAUGAGGGCAGAUACAUAUUUAAAAAAAACAGAAAACCUUACCAGUUCUAUUUUAUAUCAAAAUGUAAAUGUGCAUCUUUAGUGCCACUGCUUUUGCUGGUACUUUCUCUACAUUUCGGGGUUAUUCAAAAACCCCUAACCCAUAGUUUAUUUACCGGUUUAGAUGGUUUACUGUGUUUUAUUACAGUCUAUCAGCAUAUUGUUUACACAGUCUGUACCUAUCCAGUGGCACUUAAAGAUAAAAUAUGGAUUAAAGAGUAGCAAACAUU
Pelobates fuscus (common spadefoot toad) is the source of this 2122-nucleotide messenger RNA. RefSeq names its product histone acetyltransferase 1 (gene HAT1). Gene Ontology annotation, molecular function: histone binding; histone H4 acetyltransferase activity. The record is from RefSeq and is a predicted model, not a curated record. Lineage: Eukaryota; Metazoa; Chordata; Amphibia; Anura; Pelobatidae. Gene Ontology annotation, biological process: subtelomeric heterochromatin formation. The transcript has 11 exons. The coding region runs from base 115 to 1341 and encodes 408 amino acids. Gene Ontology annotation, cellular component: nucleus.